AUGGAAUUUUUGAUUUCCAAGUUGCAAGUUGCAACUGGUACUUUGACAUCUAACUCAAUGGAAUUUGUCAAAUGUUCUAUAGCUGGCACUGCAUAUGGUCGCGGUAUGACAGAGGUGGAGGUGGCGCUGGCAAGAAGGAGGACAGAUGGGCCAACUGACGAUAUUCCAUCUGAUCGACUAAGCCAUGAUGCUGAUACUAGGGGCUCUGAAAAGACAGUUAAGGGUUUCAACUUUAUAGAUGAGCGCAUCAAUAAUAGCCAGUGGGUUAAUGAACCUCAUUGUGAUGUUAUCCAAAAGUUCUUUCGGGUUCUAGCAAUAUGUCAUACAGUCAUUCCAGAUAAAAGUAAAGGUUCGGGAGAAAUUUCUUAUGAGGCUGAGUCGCCAGAUGAAGCAGCUUUUGUCAUAGCUGCCAGGGAGCUUGGAUUUGAGUUUUUUGGAAGGACGCAGACAAGUAUAUCUUUGAAUGAGUUUGAUUUUAAAACUGGAAAAAGAGUUGACAGAGUAUAUCAGCUUCUUCAUGUCUUAGAGUUCAGUAGCUCCCGCAAAAGAAUGUCAGUAAUUGUGAGGAAUCCAGAAAAUCAAUUAUUGCUCCUUUGCAAGGGUGCUGACAGUGUAAUGUUUGAAAGGCUUGCAAAGGAUGGGAGGGCGUUUGAGGUUCAGACCAAGGAUCAUAUCAACAAUUAUGCUGAAGCCGGUCUAAGAACCUUGGUAAUUGCAUAUCGUGAGCUCAGUGAAGAAGAAAAUAAAAAAUGGAAAGAGGAGUUUCCGAAGGCGAAAACAUCUGUCACUCUUGGCCGAGAUGCAUUGGUGGAUGCAGCUGCUGAUAAGAUUGAAAGAGAUAUGAUUCUUCUUGGUGCUACAGCCGUUGAGGAGAAACUGCAAAAGGGUGUCACUGAAUGUAUCAAUAAUUUGACCCGGGUUGGGAUUAAGAUAUGGGUUUUAACUGGUGACAAGAUGGAAAAUGCAGUGAGCAUAGGGUAUGCUUGUAGUUUACUUAGCCAAGAUAUGAAACAAAUCAUCAUCACUCUUGAUUCACCAGAUAUUAUUGCCUUGGAAAAACAAGGAGAUAAAGAGGCAGUUGCCAAGGCUUCUCUGGAUAGCAUAAAGAAACAGCUUAGAGAAGGAAUUUCACAAAUUCAAUCAGCUAAAGAAAGUUCAAGCUCAGUCAAUAAAGGUUCAAUAGCAUUUGGCUUACUAAUUGAUGGCAAGUCCUUAGAAUUUUCACUCAAGAAGAAGUUUAGAAAGACAUUUUUUGAGCUCGCUGUUAAUUGUGCUUCUGUUAUAUGCUGCCGCUGUACACCCAAGCAGAAAGCUUGUGUUACAAGAUUGGUAAAGCUAGAAACAGGUAAAACAACACUAUCAAUUGGUGAUGGGGCCAAUGAUGUGGGCAUGCUUCAAGAAGCUGAUAUUGGAGUUGGCAUUAGUGGUGAAGGGAUGCAGGCGGUUAUGGCAAGUGAUUUUGCAAUAGCUCAAUUUCGAUUUUUGGAACAUCUCUUGCUGGUACAUGGUCAUUGGUACUAUAGGAGCAUAUCAAUGAUGAUAUGCUACUUCUUCUAUAAGAACAUGACAUUUGGGCUUACCCUAUUCUGGUACUACGCCUAUACUUCCUUCUCUGGGCAACCUUCUUAUAAUGAUUGGAACAUGUCAUUUUACAACAUCUUCUUCACUUCGCUUCCUGUAAUUGCUCUGGGUGUUCUUAAUCAAGGUGUUUCUGCACGCCUAUGCUUGAAGUAUCCAUUGUUCUAUCGAGAAGGAGUGGAAAACAUAUUCUUCAGCUGGCCACGCAUACUUGGUUGGAUGAUCAAUGGAGUUAUCAGCUCCAUAAUUAUCUUCUUCUUCACCACAAACUCAUUGAUCAACCAAGCUUUCCAGAGAGAUGGUAAAGUAGUUGACUUCGAAGUCCUUGGAGUCACAAUGUAUACUUGUGUAGUAUGGGCUGUAAAUUGCCAAUUGGUACUUGCCGUUGACUACUUCACUUGGAUCCAGCAAUUCCUCAUGUGGGGAAGCAUUGCCUUGUGGUACAUAUUCUUAGUAGUAUAUGGUUCCCUUUCACCAAGUGAAUCGACUACAGCAUACAAGGUUUUUGUGGAAGCCUGUGCUCCCAGUGCCCUCUACUGGCUGGUUACCCUUCUUGUUGUUAUUUGCACUCUGAUACCUUAUUUUUCAUUCAGAGCUUUCCAGACAAGGUUCUCUCCAACGUACCAUGAGAUAAUACAACAAGUAGAAGAAGCCCUCAAAGAUACUUAUAGUGAACUUCCUCUCGCAGUAAGGGGAAAACUACAACCUCUGAGAGAGAGACUCAAUAACAAGAGGGAUCCUUGAAAUAUAUGACUUCAGGUUCUGCAGAUUUUUUCAAGUGAUUAAGAUAUCUUGUUUCUGUGUAGGUUGGAAAAUGAAAUUUGUAGACUGCACAUGUAUACAACUUACCCCCUCAUGUACAUCAACAAUGUAAAGCGGAUUUAAGAUGAGAAGGUCUCAGUAUGUAAAUCUGAUGUAUCAAAAUUACCAAAAGAGAACUGGCUUAUUUGUAUUUUACCCAUGCUUUUUAGCUAUGUUAUGUCAA
Ziziphus jujuba (common jujube) is the source of this 2563-nucleotide messenger RNA. RefSeq names its product probable phospholipid-transporting ATPase 8. Gene Ontology annotation, cellular component: plasma membrane. The transcript is spliced from 10 exons. Gene Ontology annotation, molecular function: ATP binding; magnesium ion binding; ATPase-coupled intramembrane lipid carrier activity. The coding region runs from base 1 to 2322 and encodes 773 amino acids. Gene Ontology annotation, biological process: phospholipid translocation. The record is from RefSeq and is a predicted model, not a curated record. Lineage: Eukaryota; Viridiplantae; Streptophyta; Magnoliopsida; Rosales; Rhamnaceae.